This is a messenger RNA of Lottia gigantea (owl limpet), 2017 nucleotides long. RefSeq lists its product as hypothetical. The coding region runs from base 196 to 1659 and encodes 487 amino acids. The record is from RefSeq and is a predicted model, not a curated record. The transcript has 8 exons. Lineage: Eukaryota; Metazoa; Mollusca; Gastropoda; Lottiidae.
CAAUAUGGCUGUCCAAAGUUUAUUUACGUUUUGUGUUUUGGAAUGAUGUUCUGUAAAUUAGGCUUUUGUUUCAAUGAGAAUGUGUCAAAAAUGUUUGAAAUCAAAUGUUUUUGCUUGAUCCCCUCAUAAUCAUCCGACUGGAUAAAGCUGUCAGGGUUGGUUAAGAAAAAUAAAAAAUAGUUCAGUAUUGUAACAAUGGACUAUAAAUUUGUUGCUAGUCGACAACUUAAAUGUCUACUAAAUGAUGCAGAAACCAAACAGAAGCAAGAUAUUCAUGCUUACACAAUGGGUCAUUUGAAUAGUUCAAAACUUAGACAACCCCCAAAAUUACUGUCAGAGCAAAGAGGAUGGAAAACAGGUCCUCCAAGUUCUAGUUUGUUAACAUUAAAACACAGUGAUAAGACCUAUGUAACCAAAGUUCCUGUUCGGCAAAAAGAAAUGAAAGAUGUGUUAUAUCAAUUUAGUACAGGUACGACUGGCACUUUGCCCAGCUACAAAUGUGAAAAUGAUGUGAAAAAACUGUUAUUUCUUCAAGAAAGUUUGUCAAAUGCAGAAGUUCCUGAACCGAAAUCAAAGUACAUUCCUGAUGGUGUGUUGAUUGAAGAAUUAGAUGCCCAAGAAAUAUGUAUGCAUUCACCAAAAUCUCUAACAGAAACAUCAGAUGAUACAACUGAUAUGGAGAUGAAUUUUAAAACUUUUCCAAAAACUGAAACUGCAAUAAAUAAUCCCCUCAGGCACUCUUUUAUACCUGGUCAAAGUUCAGGAAUCACUAAACAAGAUCAGUACCGAACAUACCGACAAUUUGAAUCUAGUAUUAUUAGAAAGAGAGAAGCUCAAGAAACUAAAGUUUUAUCUGGAAAUCAAGCUGUAUUUCACCAUGAAAAUCAUUUAAGACAGGGACUCUCUACUUUAAAAGGGCAUGUUUCUGGUCCUAAUUUUCACAAGCUACAAGUUCACAGUAAUGUAUUUGAUGAUAUCACAGAAGAAAGUCCUACAUUUAAGUUUAUCUUACAGGACAUUAAGUCUGCAUACGAUGAUUACAUCAGCAAAUUAUUAGAUACACAAACAGCUAAACAUCAGUUAUUACAUGAUCAAGUUGAACAAAUGGCUGCCAAUGCUAAAACACAACCAGAAGAACUUGAAUUUGUCAAAAAUAAAGUGGAAGAUUAUGAAAUAGAGGCAAAAUGGUUACUGGAGGAAAACCAAAGGUUACGUGAAGCAGUAAGAGAAGAAACAGAUUUAUUAGCAUUGACUCCAGAAAUAGAACCCAUACCCAAGGUGAUUAGUGUGCGGAAUGAUGAACCUCCAGCAGAAUUAUCAGAAGAGUUACAACACACCAAAGCUUUAAUAUUAGAGAAAAUGGAUGCAUUGAAUAAAUUACAUGCCAAUUUACGUGAAGAUCAUGUUCCAUUAACUGUUUGUACACAUUUAGAACAAUGUAUUAAAGAGACAGAGAUUGAAGUACAGAAGUUAUUAAAACAAAAUGAAUAUUUUGAGAAAAGUAUUAAUGAUAUGGAACAUGAUUUAAAAGAAGCAAUUACAGAUGCAGAUACCAGUGAAAAAGAUGCAAGGAGAAUCUGGAGAAAGGUGAAUUCAUUACGAGCUCAACCUGGUGAUGAUGAUGAAGAUGAGGGCAAAUGGAAUUGGUAUAUUUCUUAAGGAAAUAUCCUGAAAUCAUGAAUUGCUAAAUGGUACAGUACUAAUGAAUUAUAUUGAUUGGUGGUAUUAAAACUGAAUUGUUAAAUGGUUUUAAAUAUUAUUGAAAUUCUAAACUGCUGAAUUGUCACAGGCAAUAACUCAGAAACAAGUUUUAUUAAAUCUGAUCUAAAUUGUUGCCUCUAAUGCAGACAAACUUUGAUGUAUUUGAGAACAAAUAACUAAAAAUUAAUUGAAAUCUCAUUUGACAACAGAAAAUAGUUUUUGUCCCAAACACAGUUUUCUGUAUGUAUAUAUUAGGGAAUGACCAUGAAUGAACUAUGUUUUGGAAACUGAAUAUGAAUUAAAAUUUUGAGGAAUU